Tachysurus vachellii is the source of this 3320-nucleotide messenger RNA. It is a transcript of the gene calcoco1b, whose product is annotated as calcium binding and coiled-coil domain 1b. NCBI's taxonomy places the organism in Eukaryota, Metazoa, Chordata, Actinopteri, Siluriformes, Bagridae. The transcript is spliced from 14 exons. The record is from RefSeq and is a predicted model, not a curated record. Bases 184 to 1860 code for a protein of 558 amino acids.
AUGACACACGUGCGUUUUGUUAUUGUUGAAGCUGAGUUCUUUUCUUCAGGAUCAACUUCUCAUCAUUACAAACUCACUCCAGGCUCCAAAACCCACAAAGUGCAAAAACCACCCAGACUCGUCUGAAUAUCAACUGAUCUAACUUCAACAAGAACAGAAGCUCUCUCUGACUCUGAAGCUGCCAUGGAGAUGGAAGAGCAUUGGAAGGUGAAGUUCAGGAACGUUGCUCAGACAUAUUUCCCUCAAACCAGAGUGGAAUGUCGAUAUACACUGAGCUGUGAACACAGCUGGACCUGUCAUGACUGGAUCGGACUCUUCAAAGCCGACUGGACGUCAGUGAGAGAUUAUCACACGUAUGUUUGGGCUCUUGCUCCUGAUAAUUACACACUGGGCAAAGAAGUCAACUGCAGCAUCCUCUUCCACCCGUCUUACCUGCCGAACCCCAGCACUACACCGUACCAGUUUGUGUAUGUGAAUGAAUUGGGGGAGAUCUGUGCAGUGAGUUCUCAGUUCACCUUCAACGCUCCAAAGCCUCUGGAUGAAUUGGUGACUCUGGAGGAGGAGAGAAACGGAGAGGAAGAAAACGAGGGAGAAGAAUUACUGCUCGUAGUGCCGAGAGCUCAGAUACUCCAGACUCAUCUGGAAGCCUGUCAGGAAGAACUGCUGCUGUUACAGAAGCAGCUCAGAGCAUCCAGCAUGGAACUGGAGAAAAACCAAGAAAGAAAUGAAAUGGAGAGUAAGGAAUUCGAAGCAGAAAGAGCAGAGAUGAGGAACGAAAUCAAUGACCUGAGAGAGCGACUGAGGUGCAGCCUGGAGAUGAUGGAAAGGAUGGAUGAGAAACAGAAGGAUGUGUUAAAGUCUCAUGACAACAUUUCAGUGGAGAUCAGCAGCCUGUUAACAGAAAGAGCUGAAAAUCAACAACGAAUCAAAGAACUGAAGGAGGACAUGAGCAGCGUAGCGCAGCAGAAACAAGAUGCAGAAACCGAGUUGGAGAGGAUGAAGGAGAGAGUAAAAAAGCUGACGAUGCAGAGAAAGGAUGAAGAGGAUGAGAGGAGGAACUUACAGUUGGAGAGGAAACAUUGUCGUGAGGAGUUGCGAGUUCUUCAGGAGCGUCUGGAGACCAACGAAUGCAGUGCUGAGGUGUUACGACGAGAUCUGAGUGAACUCGGAGCGCUGCAGAGCCAGAACCAGGCCGAGCUUCACCAGAUCCGACUGCAGGCGGCUCAAACCACGCUGCAGCUCUCACAGGCCAACCUGAACCUCAGAGAAGGACAAGCGGCCUGGGCCAAAGAGCGCGAGAACCUCCGGAGGAACGCAGAGCUGGAUAAGGAACGAGUCCAGAAACUGAGUCAUGAGCUGCAGAAGAAGGAAGAAUGGCUGGAAGAAGAACGAACAGAGCGAGAGAAACUGGAGCUGGAGCUAGGAAACGAGAAAGCAUGCAACCGAGAGCUCCGUGCCAGUGUGAGAGCCAUGCAGAAGGAGCGAGAGCAGCUGCAGCUGGAGAAACAGGAGCUUCAGGAUCAUAUCCGAGUUUUCCGGCUGCGUUUGGAGAACGAUUGGGAAGCGACCUGGACUAGAGCAGCUUCUGACAGCAGGCCUGAGGUGAUCAGUAGCAUCACAUCAGCAGAUCUGCAGCGAUCCGCUUCUAACAAACUGGAAGAAGCUAAAGUGGUAAAUCUGUUGCCGAGUGAAGAGGCGGAGCCUGAGGAGGAGGAGGCGGGGUCUGAUGAAGAGGAGGCGGAGCCAGUGGAGGACAACACAAGGGAGCAGGAGGUGAAAAUGAAGAAUGAACCACAGACUCAGUCUGAGAUCAAAGCAAACAUACUGAGUGAGUUUGCUGAUGAUGCCCCCUUGUGGUGAAAUGUGGCAAUGAAGCAGACAGAAACACAGGAAAACCUGAUGUCUUCAGUUUAAUAUCAGCAACACGUGCUCGAGUGUAAUGUUUCAAAAACAGAAUUGUGCAAGCUUACUUUUGUGUGAGUGUGUGUUUGUGUGUAUGUAUAUUUAUUUUCUGAUUGUGUGUGUUUAUUUUCUGAUUUUGUGUGUGUAUUUAUUUUCUGAUUGUGUGUACGUGUGUGUAUUUAAUUUCUGAAUGUGUGUAUUUAAUUUCUGAAUGUGUGUGUAUUUUUCUGAAUGUGUGUGUUUGUGUGUGUAUUUAUUUUCUGAUUGUGUGAUUAUUUUCUGAUUGUGUGUAUUUAUUUUCUGAUUGUGUGUGUGUGUGUGUAUUUAAUUUCUGAAUGCGUGUGUUUGUGUGUGUAUUUAUUUUCUGAUUGUGUGUACGUGUGUGUAUUUAAUUUCUGAAUGUGUGUGUAUUUAAUUUCUGAAUGUGUGUAUUUUUCUGAAUGUGUGUGUUUUUUUCUGAAUGUGUGUGUUUGUGUGUGUAUUUAUUUUCUGAUUGUGUGUUUAUUUUCUGAUUGUGUGUAUUUAUUUUCUGAUUGUGUGUAUUUAAUUUCUGAAUGUGUGUGUAUGUGUGUGUAUUUAAUUUCUGAAUGCGUGUGUUUGUGUGUAUUUAUUUUCUGAUUAUGUGUGUAUUUAUUUUCUCAUUGUGUGUGUAUGUGUGUGUGUGUAUUUAAUUUCUGAAUGUGUGUGUUUGUGUGUAUUUAUUUUCUGAUUGUGUGUGUAUGUGUGUGUGUAUUUAAUUUCUGAAUGUGUGUGUUUGUGUGUAUUUAUUUUCUGAUUGUGUGUCUGUUUAUUUUCUGUGUGUGUGUGCGUGUGCUUGUGUGUGUGUGUGUGUGUGUGUGUGUGUGUGUGAGCAUUUCAUUUGCUGAAUAAAGUUUUUGAAUUUAUUCUGACAUUAUAAAUACAAUCACACCCAAAUUUCACUGCACAUUUAGAUGUGAUCAUUACUCAGACUGCUGUAGCGCUUUAUAACCUGUUAACUAGUUAAUGAGAAUAGAGUCAGAUUCUAAUGAGUCAGGUUUUAACCAUCAGGUGAUUUGGAUCGAUGCAUUGAUUUAAAAGUCGAUGACUGAAAUGACUGAAGGCAACAAUCAGAGAUCAAUAAUUCAUCUGUUUUAACUGGUGUGUAAAUUACUGAAUCACUCGCAAUCUGAUUUGUCCAUAAAACUAAAGUCGUCAUCGUUUACGAAUCAGAUUCAGAUCGCAGCUGAUCACAUGACGAUUAAUGGAUAAUGAAUCUUUUCCUUUCAGAUUCAGAACUAUCGUAAAAUACUGAAUGUUGUCUUAUGAGCUGAAAUCAUGUAGAUCGUGCGGUUCGGUGCUGAAGCUCUGAUAAUUACCUGAACACAGUAAUGAAGAGGGUUAAAUUUGAUUCUUUUUGAAUUUAUUUGUUGAUGUUAGGAUCACAGGGUUAUUUUUAC